UGGCAACUCUGUCUGUGUCAGCUUACUUCCUGUUUUGUCUUUGUUCUAGUGCUGCACUCUUUAUUACCGCAAAUGAGCGGAUGUCAUCUGUUGUCCCCUCGUCCCUAGUCACUCAGGGUAGGUGGGUCCAUUUGAAGGAGAAAGCUAUGCUUAGAAACUUCAACAACUGUGAAACACUUGCUCCAGCACGGCAGAUGAAAUGGCGCAGCAGAAAGGACAAAUAAAGCAAGUACUAGAAAAAUACAUCUCAGACACCUUCAGAGACAUUGCAACAGUGAGGAAAUUUUGUGACAGAGAGCCAAAAUGGACUCUACAGAGGAAAUCGGAGCUACGCAUGAUGAGAGACAUCAAAGACCGGGCAAAAAGCAAAGCCGAGGAACUGGAGAAAGAGCUGGGGUCAGCCCUGAAGGAUACUCUGGAGGGACUGAAGAAACUCCAUCACUUCCUGGAUGCAUUGGAGAGGCUAUCAGUCACCUCAGUGCAAGUGUUUAGGAGUGAAAGCAUUGUGCCAAGAGGGCUGAGCGCCAAGGCUGUUCAAUCACUGAUCUUCACAAUCAGAUCUGUGUCUCCACUCCUCAUCCACUUCAAGAGAGAUGCAGCUGCUUUCUUCAUGCCCUUCCUCUGCAAUGUGGAGGUCUUGGUCUUCCAGCUGGACAAGUACAUCCAGAUCACAAAUCAGCUCUGCAAGAUAAUGAAACAAUCCAACAGUGUUUUAUUUUCUGGAGAUAUUCAUGACUGGGAAAAUUCCAAACCUUCCCUGGAGUUUAUUUUGAACAUGAGUGAGGAGUCAGUGUGUAACUUGCAUGCCCAUUUAGAAAAGCUAAACAGAAUCAGGAUGGAUGAGUCAUUCAGGCUGACAUUCCUUUUUAGUGGUGAGGCCCAGCGAUUCAUUGACGUAUUCAGUCAGCAUGGCUCCAGAAUGUUUCAGUUGCUCUCUGAUUUAGAGGAGGCUGCAGUUCAGCUGGAUAGGAUGGUGCUGGGAUCCAGCAUCUCCACUGUGGUUGGAAGUUCUGUAGGCAUCGCAGGAACUGUCUUGUCCACCGUAGGCUUGGUUCUUGCCCCUGUCACUGCAGGGUUGUCCCUGACCCUCACAUUGACAGGGGCUGGACUGGGAGUCAGCAGUGGUGUUACCAGCAUGGUCACAGGCGUCACUGAAAUGGCAGUGAACAGCCAUGAGGAGCAGAAUGCCAAUAACAUCUUCAUCAGUUUUAUGGAGCAUGUGCUGAAGGUUCUAGAUUGUAUGGAGCAAGCAGCCAACAUUGAAGGUCCUGUUCCAGACCCUCAAGAAAUGGUUAAUAUGACCAUUGGAACAGAUAAAGUAUCAAUGUGUACUGGAAAAGUAGCCAAAGAUUUUAAUAAGGUGUUUCUUGGGCAACAGAAGGUUAUACUUCAGAUGAGGAAAGCAGCUGCCAGCAUCACUAGCCUUGCUGCAGACCUGCCUGACACUGGGAAGCUAGCCAAGGGCACUACUCUGAUCCUUUCAAAGUCAGCCAGGGCUGGUCUUAGGGCUGGUCUUAGGCCUGGUCUUAAGGCUGGUCUUAAGGCUGGUCUUAGGGCUGGUCCUGGGGCUGUAUUAUCCAUUGGUAUGGAUGCCCUGUCUCUCUAUAACGAAAGCAUAAGCCUGGCCGAAGGGAAGAAAAAUGAAACCUCUGAACUUAUCCGCAAUAGAUCAGCUCUUUGGCGCUCAGAAGUGAAGGCAUGGGAGAAGAUAUAUAAUUGUCUUUGUGAAGGGAUUAGCAAUUUCGACAGCAGUAAAAACAUUUUACAGCAACCCUUUUACCAUUAAACACAUAACUCAACCUAAAAUGUUUACAUAGCAGGGAAUAGAGCACUAGCCAAAGGAGUCAAUGACACAAGAAUUAAGUACUGUGAAUCGUGUUCAUUCCUAGAAUUAAAACUAAAAUAGAUAAAAUAGUGGAACUUGAACCAGCAACAUACUGACUAGUACCAUAACUGCUGAGAUACCUCUCCCAUCGAGCUUUAUAAGAGAUCAAGUUUCUCCCACUGAGUUCCUCACUGUCUUCAAACAUAGUCUGCAAACUCAGAUCUUUUAAAAGCACCUUAAUUAAAUUGGGCACUUGAAAAGAAGCUUUUAUAUUUGCAUUUAUACAAUCGUCUGCUAAUUUAUUAAAGUAUUAAAUGGGUCAGAAACAAAAACACAUAUUUUUUAGUAUUAUGUUCUAGCUCUCUUUCUACACAUCAGUACAAACACAGUUAGGGGUACUUUUGGACUCAAACCUAUUUGAGCUAACUAAGGAUACUUGCUAAGCAUCUCCUAAAUGCCAUAAAUUUAAAUGUAAAGUAAUAAUUGGGUCAGAAACUCUGACCACAAGUCAUUUGCAUAAUCCUGAUUGGUAAUUCAAGUGUGCUUUGCUGUAUGAUGUAGAAAAAAUAUAUAAAAUGCAAGCAGGUGAUAGUGUGAUAAAGUGUUAUUUCCAAUCCUAACAGCAGUGGUGCUGAGAAUGUUAUCCAUGUUAUCUUAUUUGCUUUACCUUAAUAUCUCUUUGCAUAAUUUUCAAAAGAUUUACUUAUUUUACAUUUUAUUUUUUGUUUCUACAGUUGUGUAUUAGCUUAUGAAUAUAUCUACACCUGUUUUUUUUUUGUUGUUUUUUGUUUUUUUUAUAUAAAACAAAUUAAGCCUCCGAAUGAAGAACAACUGAACCUAGAGUUUAUCAGGUAACAUAAAGCUUUUAAUCAAACUGUCAAAACCAGGCUGAUCCUUAUUCAUCUGAAU
Molecule: messenger RNA, 2734 nt
Organism: Electrophorus electricus (electric eel)
Lineage: Eukaryota; Metazoa; Chordata; Actinopteri; Gymnotiformes; Gymnotidae
Biological process (GO): lipoprotein metabolic process; lipid transport
Cellular component (GO): membrane; extracellular region
Molecular function (GO): lipid binding
Source: RefSeq, a predicted model, not a curated record